Molecule: messenger RNA, 492 nt
Organism: Rodentolepis nana
Lineage: Eukaryota; Metazoa; Platyhelminthes; Cestoda; Cyclophyllidea; Hymenolepididae
Source: the annotation of a GenBank genome assembly
AUGAAAAGGAUCAUUUGUGUUUAUCUGCGUCAUUACGAUUCAAAUAGCGGUGUUUUAGUAACUGUUCCUGAACUAAAUCGAGGAAGAAGAUUUUCUAUCCCAUUAGAAUUUCGAACCAAGAGCAGCACAGUUGCUUUGGAUGGUUGGAUUGAACUUGAAUUUCUUUCUCCCAAUUACUCUAUUUUACUCCUUGAAGGUAGUGUUUAUAUUCUGGGAGUCAUAAACGAGUGUAGGAAACUACCCCUAAUGCCAACGCCCAGAUCUGACACGGGAGCAGCACAUAUACCCGGUGUUGGUGAUUUAGUUGUUGGUGGGUAUGUAGAAACUGGAGAUGAUUCACGGGGUGUCCACAAAGCAGAAAUCGUUUUGACAACUUCAUCGCCUCUUGGGUAUGCAGGCAGUGGGUGUGAAAUCGCUCCUUUUUUCAUUCGAGGGCAUAUCCAAAAGCAGAAUUUUUCAAAAGAAAAGUAUACGUCGCUCGUGAUUUGUUAA